AUGCCGGAGGAGGCGGAGUGCUUCCACGUGUCAGAGGAGGCAGAGUGCUCCGACGCGCCGGAGGAGGCGGAGGAGGAGCCCCGCCACACGCUGGUCGACGACGCCAUCCGCGAGAUUUUGCUCCGCAUCCCGACGGAUGACCCGGCGAGCCUCGUCCGCACCUCUGCCGUCUGCACCACCUGGUUCGAAAUCAUCUCAGACCCCGCCUUCUUCCGCGACUACCGCGCUUUCCACGGGGCGCCCCCGGUGUUGGGCUACCUCCACAACAAAUCCUACGAAAGCCAUGGCGUCGCCCGAUUCGACCCCACCGGAGCCUUCUGCCCGCUGGUUCGCGACCGCCGCAACUGGCACGCGGCCGACUCCCGCCAUGGCCGCGUCCUCUUCUACACACCCAGAGAGAAGCACACAGAUUUCAUCGUCUGGGACCCCAUCACGGACCGCCGGUGGGGGUUUCUCACCGACCCCAAGCUGUCGGAGAUAAUUGAGACUGCAGAGGACCAGCAGGAGGAGAUAACCUGGAUGGCCGCGGUGCUCUGCGCCCAGGAUGGCUGCGACCACCUGAACUGCCACGACGGUCCCUUCCUCGUGGCCUUCGCGGGCUCCAAUGAGUUAGAGAGGACCAUGUUCGCCUCCUUCUACUCAUCCGAGGCUGCCGAGUGGAGCAAAAUGAUCUCCAUUGAGAACCCGAAUGCCACCAGUGCCAUGGAGGAAACAGGGCACACUGCGGUUGUGGGAAACAAAGUCUAUUUCCCCCGCGAAUCGAGCAGAAGAAUAGUGGUGUAUGACGUGGGCGAGCAAGAACUUUCGGCGAUCAAUUUGCAGGACCAGCCAUGCGGUAAACUCAUGGGGGAGGAGGACGGCGCACUGGUGUUUGCGAGUAUGGGGGAUUCUAAACUCUAUUUGCGGUUAAUGGAGGAUGGUCCCAAUGGAGUUGUGGCAAGGGGGCAACGCAGGGUCGUUGAGCUUCAAACAUCGCUCCCUCCUAGUGCCCUCUCGAGCACAUACUGGAUGGUACGCAAAACCUUCGUGAGUGGUGGACCCUCGCUGGUUGGUUUCGCGAGCGGUGCUGGUGUCAUCUUCCUCAAUACAGAAGCUGGCCUGUUCACAAUUGAGGUCUGUUCUGGCCAAACAAAGAAGGUACACAGAAAGAUGUUCGUCCAGACAGUCAUACCCUAUGUGAGCUUCUACAGUCGAGAACAUGUCAGGAUCGUAAUGCCACUGCAAUCAAAACGUGGUUGUGGUGAUCAUCCACAUGAAUCGGACACUAUUUUGCAUGAUCACGUUGGGGACGGGAUGCCACUGCCAUGAGAUGGGCCAUCCAUCCAUCACGAAGAACCUGCUGCCGUUUCACAAUGGUAACAUUAUGAUUGAUGACAUAACCAUUAAUCUUAUUAACCUGUACAACAGUGAUCCAUCUAUACUGCAGUAGCUUGUCAUGUUUGAUGCCACCGCUAGACCAUUAUGCCAUGUAGAUGAAUUCUGGAGCUGCAUGGAUGCUGUCCAAGUUUCUGUGGAGAAAUGCUUGGAGCCUUUGUGAGUAUGAUGUGAAGUAUUGAACUUUGGACGUGGUUUCAGAGGAGCAGUCGGUUCUGUGGGAUACAGAGAAAUGGUAGCUUUGUAUCCAAGUGUUCAGUUAGUCCAGCGUCACUAUAAAUACAAGAUUGUUAAUUCUGUUAUGACUUGUGACAAACUGUUUGCGUUGUGCUCUGAGUGAGACUUGUUAAUUUGUGUUGUGACAACUGCAUGCUCUCCUGGCAACACAUAAG
Molecule: messenger RNA, 1766 nt
Organism: Triticum dicoccoides
Lineage: Eukaryota; Viridiplantae; Streptophyta; Magnoliopsida; Poales; Poaceae
Exons: 4
Coding region: 1-1308 (435 amino acids)
Molecular function (GO): protein binding
Source: RefSeq, a predicted model, not a curated record